Molecule: messenger RNA, 6205 nt
Organism: Mucor mucedo
Lineage: Eukaryota; Fungi; Mucoromycota; Mucoromycetes; Mucorales; Mucoraceae
Exons: 10
Coding region: 67-6111 (2014 amino acids)
Biological process (GO): intracellular signal transduction; cyclic nucleotide biosynthetic process
Molecular function (GO): protein binding
Source: RefSeq, a predicted model, not a curated record
UUUUUUUUUUUUUUUUUUUUUUUUUUUUUGCAAGGUUUCAAAAAAAAAGAUAAAAAAUAUAUAUACAUGGAUAUUCCACAGUCAAAACAUAACCAUUCACCUAGUUGGGAUCAACAACCAUUGAGUCAUGGUGGAAAACGAAGAGAUGCAACCCAUAAUAUCCAUUCACAUCAACACACAGGCAGCGAUUCGUUUUUUAAUAGAGUAUUUGGACAUCAUUCGUCAGACUCCUCCAGAGCCGGUUCACCCACACCACCUUUAAAUCCAGCUACAGUUGAUUCAACUACGAGUAACCUUCAUACAAAAUCCUCGCGUCACACUCGUAAUUCUUCAACCGGUCAUAUUCCCUCUCCUGUACCAUACGUUUCUCCUAUUUCAAUUAUACCACCCAUCAAGUACAUGGAAAGAAGAAGAUCGUUUGAUGGCCAAACAUCUUUACAGAUGGAAAACGCUACCUCUCAUCAGAACCUACGUACAACUAACAACAACACAACAACCACAACAACAGCAGCAGCAGCAGGAUCAACGACACCAAAGCAUAAACCUACCCCGACUCCGCUUUCGUCCGUAUCUGCACGAGUGACAAGUCCAAUACCAAGUGUUCGUACUCAACACAACAACAACAACAACAGUGCUAGCAGUCCCAGAACAAAUCAAUACCAUUCAACAUCAUCUCCCAAAAUUAAUACAACAGCUGUACCAUUUCCAAGAGGAGGCAGACAAAUAGGUGCAACUGAUAAUCAUCAUACAGUCAGAAGAAGUGGUUCCAUUGAAAGACGAACACUUGUAGUGGAAGAUCAACCACCCAAGAAGCGGCAUUUAUUUCGAUUUGGCAAAAAGAAACAUUACUCACCUGCAACAGGGACAGCGAAUUCAUCAACAACAACAUCUUCUUCAACCAAUUCAAACAUUCCAUCCACACGUAAAAAAUCCAGUGACGAUCAUCGACCUUUACUCUUUGAUAAUCCUAGUACGACCGCCUCCGAUGUACAACGAUCUUAUUACCAACAACAAUUAAAGGAUAGUGAAAGAAAGAGAUCUGGUGGUUUAAGCGGGAACUAUAAUAAAAAAGGAAAAGAGCAUAAAGAUUAUUUAUCACACUUAAAAUUGGAUCAAAACUUUGAAAGAAUGGAUGGGAUCGUUAAUCGUGAUUAUUACAAAUCAAACUCUCCAGCACCUCCAUCUAUCAUUUCUACAUUAAAUACUCUCGUCAAUAGCUCGGCUGCAUCCGAUACAAUUGCCUGUGACGAAUCAUGGGCUGCACCCGAUAGUUGGGGCGUACAACUCCCUUCCAUCUUUGAUGGCGCUUCAGAGACAAUUCAUGAAGAUGAUCAAAACGAUUAUGAGGAUUAUCCUAUCAAUGAUCCAGAAAAAUGGGAUAUACCCAAGAAAUAUGCAAACAUCAAAAUUUAUCGCCCCGAUCAAACAUAUAAUACCCUCCAUGUUCCCUUAAAUUCAACUACCAUGGAGAUCCUAAAGAGAUUGGCUACAAAACUAUUUAUGACAGAUGUGUACAAAUGUAACCUUGUGAUGAAGAGACAUAACAUGGAUCGCGUUUUAGCAUUGACAGAUCGACCACUUAAACUUCAAAAGGUGUUACAGGAACAAAUGGGGUACAUGGAUCAGGACAAGAUUGACGAUAGUACCUAUUUAGUUGUAUUUCAGAUGGUACCCAAUAUCACCCAAACCAACCAAGACGACACUGAAUUCGGACAGCACGUAGAUUUACAAUCACGAUCUUUACCCACCAUUCCUAUUUACCUGUACAAGCAUGCCUCACGUAUCGAUUCACUCAACAUCUCAAAAAACUUUCAGAUCGAAGUUCCCUUGGAUUUUAUUCAAAUGUGUACCAAUCUAAAGCAGCUUUGGUUAGCCAAUAACGAUUACACUACGUUGCCUCCCUCAACACAACACAUUGCUUCGUUAGAACAUUUGAAUAUAUCGGGUAACCGUUUACGUGAUUUAGAUCAUGCGCAUUUGGAAGAGAUCUCCGGUUUACGUACUUUACGUGCCAUCAAUAACAAUUUGGAAUCCAUCCCCGAAUCAUUCCCAGCUAAUUUUCAACUAUUAACCACCUUAUUUAUCUCCAAUAAUUCCUUCACCAAGUUCCCCAUCGUCAUUUGUGAUAUACUCAGUUUGGCCUACCUCGAUAUCAGUUUUAAUAAGAUUCAAAUGUUCCCCGACGAGAUAGGUCAAUUGACGAAUCUGAUUGGAUUGUUCGCGAUCGCGAAUCGUAUUACGGGUUCUUUACCUUCCAGUUUUAUUAACCUGACCAAAUUGCAGGAGCUCGAUAUCCGUCAGAAUUUGAUCACCGAUCUAGACGUUGUAUCCCAUCUACCACGACUGGAGAUUCUCUUGGUCGAUUAUAAUUCCACCAGUAUUGUUAAUUUUCAAAUCAGAAAACUCAAGGAACUGAAAAUGUAUAAGAACCAUUUGACCCAAUUCAACCUCACCAGUAUUGGCAAUGGUGGCUUUCAUUUGACCGAACUCAACCUUUCAUGCUGUAAAUUAUCUAGUCUCCCCGAAGACUUGUUUCAUAACACACAAGGGUUGGAACGUUUGGUCUUGGAUAGUAAUACCUUAAACGCCAUUCCUUCCAGCAUCGGUGUCCUUCAACGUCUGGUAAAAUUAUCCAUCCAAAACAAUAAUCUUGAAAGUUUACCAAGCGAAAUCGGUCAAUUAUCUGUACUCAAGGCAUUGGAUGCUCAAAAGAACAACUUGAAAUCAUUACCCAAGGAAAUUUGGUUAUGUGCGGCUUUACAAACUUUGAAUUGUUCUUCCAAUUUAUUAGAGUCCUUCCCCGAACCUUUUUCAGCUGCUCUCACCACUCCAUCCGUAACCCCUUGCAUAAAGAAGAAGGCCGCUGAUUUGGAAACCCUUUGUGAUGAUGAUGAUAAUGAUAUCAUGACCAUGAUACCCGCCUCACUCAAUGCAGGUCAAGGUGUCAUCAAACCCCUCGAUCGUUUACUCGAUUACAAUUCCAUGACACAUACUUCGCCCUCUUCCAAAUCUCAUUUUCACGCUAUGGUCUCACCUGUCACACCUACCACCACCACAAGCAACACAAAUCAUCAUCAUGCCUCGAUGAUGAUCAAUACCAAUUUGAGUGAGCAAACAUUGCAUCCUACCGCUACUAGCACCAACAACAACAACAACAACAAUAACCCACCCAACUCCGCCUCACCUUCUUCCGCACCUCCUCCACCCAACUUUAACCCACCUAGUUUUUUUGCAAGUCCACGUAACCAUCCUCCUCCUCUCUCAUUGUCCUUGCGUUCAUUGUUCUUGGGUGAUAAUCGACUGACCGAUGAUAUCUGGUCACCUCUCUCUUUAUUCCUCGAACUUCGUACCUUGAACCUAUCAUUUAACGACUUGUACGAGGUCCCCGCGGAUGGUUUAUGUCAUCAACACCUGUAUGAGCUGUACUUGUCCGGUAACCAAUUGACCUCACUCCCCGCAGACGAUAUUGAAAAACUGCAGUACAUGCGUGUAUUGGCCGUCAACGGUAACAAGUUACAGACUUUACCAGCCGAGAUUGGUAAACUUCGUAAAUUACUGGUACUGGAUGUCGGCAACAAUGUAUUGAAAUACAAUAUCGCGAAUUGGCCCUAUGAUUGGAAUUGGAACUGGAACCUAAAACUAAAAUACCUCAACUUGUCCGGUAACAAACGUCUCGAAAUUCAAAAGACACAUCCGGAUCCCAACAAUCCCAAGGAUAAGGAUCUGUCCAAUUUUAAGGCACUGGAUCGAUUGCGUAUGCUGGGUUUGAUGGAUAUCACCAUCCUAGGUGUCUCCGUACCGGAGGAAUCGCAUGAUUGUCGUGUACGUACCUCGCCGUCUGAAGUCAAUGGUAUGGCCUAUGGUGUGGCUGAUUGGUUAGGUCCAAGCGAUCAUCUUUCCACAUGGGAUCUCGUCAUGCCUCGUUUUCGUGCCAAGGAAGAUGAAUGUAUCUUUGCCCUCUUUGACGGAUCCAAGCAUCCUAAAUCAGGUUGUCGAUUGACCAAGCAUUUGAACGAUAAUCUCACAACAAAGUUUACCAAGGAAUUAGGAUCCAUUGAAUCCGAUGAUACCAUUGUCUCUGCUGUACGUCGUGUCUUCUUGGGUCUGGAACAAAGUCUGGGUGUAUCGCAGGAUAUUGAUAAAGAUUCAGGUGCAUCAGCCGUUGUCUGUUAUAUCUCCGGUACCAAGCUCUAUGUCGCUAACGUAGGUGAUACAUUAGCCGUCAUCUCCCGAAAUAAUGGUCAAGCCUUUGAGAUCACUCAAAAGCAUAUUCCAUUAAACCCAAGUGAAGUCUCUCGUAUACGUGCUGCCGGUGGAUUCGUCUCCAAUUCAGGUCUACUCAACAAUGAAUUGGCCGUGUCCAGAAGCUUUGGUCAUUUUCAUCUGAUACCUGUCGUUAAUUGUAAUCCCUUUGUCUCCACCAUUGAUUUAGCAGAGAAUGACGAGUUUGUUAUUAUGGCUUCCAGAGGCCUUUGGGAUAAAAUGACCUAUCAAACCGCUGUGGAUAUCGCUCGUACAGAAAAGGACGAUUUAAUGGCAGCUGCUCAAAAGCUACGUGAUUUCGCCAUCACCUAUGGUGCUACGGAUAAUCUCAUGGUCAUGGUCAUUGGUGUAGGAGAUAUCUUUGAUAAACGAGACAAACGAUUCCGAAAUAACAGAAAUAAUAACGGUCCCGGUCGUGGUACGGGGUCCGCUGAUACCACAGAGGAUGGAUUACCCGUCAAAAGUAAACGCAGAGGUAAAGAAGAGGUACCAGGAGAUUCUACUUUGGCUCGUUUAGAAAGGGAAGUCGCACCCCCCGUCAGUCAACUGGCUUUGGUCUUCACCGACAUUAAAUCAUCCACCCAGUUCUGGGAAACACAGCCGGAAAAUAUGCGAUCCGCCAUCAAGAUCCAUGACGCCAUCAUGCGUCGUACUUUACGUAGUGUAGGUGGUUACGAAGUCAAAACAGAAGGAGAUGCUUUCAUGGUCUGUUUCAAAAAUAUCACGGCAGCUCUCUUAUGGUGUUUCACCGUCCAAUUACAAUUGUUGGAGGCAGAUUGGCCAGCGGGUAUUCUGGAUACGGAAGAAGGGAGAGAAAUCAAAAAGGACGCUGUGACCAUCUAUAACGGUCUUUCGGUUCGUAUGGGUAUUCAUUGGGGUACACCUGUAUUUGAACGUAACCCCAUUACACAACGUAUGGAUUAUUUCGGUCCCGUUGUGAAUAAAGCAAGUCGUAUCUGUAACGCGGCUGAUGGUGGACAAAUUUGUGUCUCCUCCGAUGUCAUUGCUGCACUACGAAAUUUUCCAAGCAUGUUUGAUGAUGAACCCGAUCAACAAGUAAGUAAUUUGACAGAUGUCAAUGAUUCCUUCUCCGGUAGUUUCCCCGUCAGUCGCGAUCUUUUACAAUUGAAACGAUUGGGAUUCCAUGUGGUUGAAUUGGGUGAGCGACGUUUGAAAGGUCUGGAGACUCCCGAGACCUUAAGUUUGGUCUAUUCGAAACAACUCUUGGGUCGUAUCGAACCUGACAAGAGCGAAAUCAUGGCUGUCUCUCCACCUGUCUCUAAUCCCAUGUCGCCCCAACCUACAGCAGCAACAGCAGCAGCAGCGGUAGAAAACUUGCUUUCACCCUUGAGCGAUGAUACCCUGAUUAAUACAACAACAGGGUCCAUUGAUUAUUUGUCAGCACGUAGUAUCACCCAUCUACCCGGAAGAAAGACAGUACGUACCAUCGACCCUAACUUGGUCUGUGCCAUGAGUAAUUUAGCGAUCCGUCUCGAACGUUUGACAUCGGGUAAUAUGUUAUCGCGUAGUAUGGCUGGUAGUUCCAUUCAACGUCAGUAUACACUCAAUGAUGGAGAAAUGGUCUCAACCACCGUCAGUACCGCACCAUCGGGUUUGGGUCUCAUGCUGGAUCGACAUAUACGUGAAGAUGCCAAUGAUGAAGAAUUGAUUAUCAUGAUGGAAAAUUGUGUAGCAAGAGUCGAGAAUGCCGUAUCUUCCUUGUAUUUACAAAAAAUGGGUAGUUUUGCAAGUGUGUUGGAAAGAUUAGGGAAUGCAGUGGAUAUGGAUCCAAUGCAUAUCAUCAAGGCAUUACAAAUGUUUGCCGAAACUCAAUCCAUGACUCAAUAAAAAAAAAAAAACAAAAAAUUUGGUGAGGGGAUGAGGAAUAAGAGAUUCUUUUUUGUAAAUAAUAAAUUAAAAUAAAAAAAAAGAAAAAGAAAAA